This is a messenger RNA of Procambarus clarkii (red swamp crayfish), 795 nucleotides long. RefSeq lists its product as uncharacterized. NCBI's taxonomy places the organism in Eukaryota, Metazoa, Arthropoda, Malacostraca, Decapoda, Cambaridae. The record is from RefSeq and is a predicted model, not a curated record.
AUGCCCACAACCAGGGGCCCAACACCAACCUUCAUGCCCACAACCAGGGGCCCAACACCAACCUUCAUGCCCACAACCAGGGCCCCAACACCAACCUUCAUGCCCACAACCAGGGCCCCAACACCAACCUUCAUGCCCACAACCAGGGCCCCAACACCAACCUUCAUGCCCACAACCAGGGGCCCAACACCAACCUACAUGCCCACAACCAGGGCCCCAACACCAACCUUCAUGCCCACAACCAGGGGCCCAACACCAACCUUCAUGCCCACAACCAGGGCCCCAACACCAACCUUCAUGCCCACAACCAGGGGCCCAACACCAACCUUCAUGCCCACAACCAGGGCCCCAACACCAACCUUCAUGCCCACAACCAGGGCCCCAACACCAACCUUCAUGCCCACAACCAGGGCCCCAACACCAACCUUCAUGCCCACAACCAGGGGCCCAACACCAACCUUCAUGCCCACAACCAGGGGCCCAACACCAACCUUCAUGCCCACAACCAGGGGCCCAACACCAACCUUCAUGCCCACAACCAGGGCCCCAACACCAACCUUCAUGCCCACAACCAGGAGCCCAACCCCAACCUUCAUGCCCACAACCAGGGGCCCAACACCAACCUUCAUGCCCACAACCAGGGGCCCCAACCCCAACCUUCAUGCCCACAACCAGGGCCCCAACACCAACCUUCAUGCCCACAACCAGGGCCCCAACCCCAACCUUCAUGCCCACAACCAGGGCCCCAACCCAAACCUUCAUGCCCACAACCAGCCCCCAGCCCAACUACCAUAA